UAACACAAUAAACACUUAUGGUCUAACUCUAUUAUACAUAACGAAAAUUUUAUUACACCAAAUUUCUUUUCUUGUCUUGACUUGAAGCCAAAGUCUGCAAUUCCAAAUACUACUUCACACACGAGUGACAGAACAUAGAGAAAAAUAGAAAUAUUAGAAAAUAACCCUUGACCCUCCUUUCCAUUCAGUACUUUAUUAUUUCCACCAAACAACUACUACUAUACACUUCCCAUUUUCCCCCUUCUUUACUCACAACAAAGCCAAAAGGCUUACAUUACAAUACCCACAAAUUCACUCAACCAAACAUAACACGUUCUUCUCUACCGACAGUCUUUCAAGAACUAGAGAGAGAAAACUAAUACGUCUAGAGAGAGAGAGAGAGAGAGAGAAACUUUGAGAGUCUUUUCGCCAUGGAUUUUCAGAUCUAUGGCAUUACCAAUCUCUUCUUGUUAAGCAUUGUGUUGUUCUGCUGUGUUUGCUCCACUGCAUUUGUUCAAGAAAAUGCAAAUUCGAAACCCCAAGUUGCAGCAGUAAACUCCAACUCCAUUCUUGUUGCCCUUUUGGAUUCUCAUUAUACUGAGUUAUCUGAGCUUGUUGAGAAAGCACUUCUUCUUCAGACACUUGAAGAAGCUGUUUCUAAGCACAACAUUACCAUUUUUGCUCCUAAAAAUGAAGCACUGGAACGUGAUUUGGAUCCUGAAUUCAAGCGUUUCUUGCUUGAGCCUGGGAAUUUGAAGUCAUUACAGAAUCUUCUUUUGUUUCAUAUGAUUCCAACUCGCAUUGUCUCCAGUCAUUGGCCAGCGCGUGUGCAUUCAACGUUGUACUCCGGAGAUGAAAACGUUGUCAGAAUUUCAGGGAAGAACAAAGACUUGAUGGUGAGCUCGGCCAAGGUUAUCAAGGAGGAUGAUAUUGUGAAACCUGAUGGUGUCAUUCAUGGGAUUGAGAGGGUUUUGAUACCCAAAUCAGUCCAACAAGAUUUCAAUGUUAGAAGGAGUCUCAGGUCAAUCUCUGCUGUGUUACCUGAAGGAGCACCAGAGGUUGACCCAAGAACUCACAGGUUGAAAAAACCUGCACCAGUACCCGCCGGCGCACCACCUGUGCUGCCGGUGUACGAUGCGUUGGCACCGGGGCCAUCACUGGCCCCGGCACCAGCUCCUGGUCCAGGCGGACCUCACCAUCAUUUCGAUGGUGAGAGUCAAGUAAAAGAUUUUAUUCAGACGCUCCUGCAUUAUGGUGGUUACAAUGAAUUAGCUGAUAUUCUUGUGAAUCUCACAUCAUUAGCAACAGAAAUGGGGAGAUUAGUAUCAGAAGGGUAUGUUUUAACUGUUCUGGCGCCCAAUGACGAGGCUAUGGCUAAGCUGACUACUGAUCAGCUCAGCGAGCCGGGGGCGCCAGAACAGAUAAUGUACUACCAUUUGAUACCGGAGUAUCAAACGGAAGAAAGUAUGUAUAAUUCAGUGAGGAGAUUUGGGAAAGUAAAGUAUGAUACUUUAAGGUUACCACAUAAAGUUGUGGCUGAAGAAGCUGAUGGUUCAGUGAAAUUUGGGCAAGGUGAAGUUUCAGCUUAUCUGUUUGAUCCUGAUAUUUACACUGAUGGAAGAAUCUCUGUACAAGGGAUUGAUGGUGUUCUGUUUCCUAUUGAGGAAAUUAAGGUUGCUCCUGUAGCUGCCACUGUUGCUAAGGUUGUUGCAAAGCCAAGAAGAGGAAAGUUGAUGGAAGUAGUAUGUGGAACAAGAAUGGGGUCAUUUGCUUUUGCUAGUUGUCAUUAAAAUUUGUAUACUUGAGGAACUUAUGAAGAUAAAGAAAUGAAAGAAAGAAUGUUAUUAGGGAGGGCUUUGUGAUCAUAUCAUAAAGGAGAAAAAUGCUUGGAUUGAAGUAGAAAAAAAAGACUCAAAAGCAAGAGAAGGGAGAAAAUAUCUUUUGUUUUUAUUUUGUUAUAAAUACUGUAAUUACCUAUCAAUUUUUUCAUUUGUAUUUAAGUUUGUUUUUCUUGUGUUUGUAUCCAAGAAAAAAAAAAACUUGUACCCCAAAAAAGGAAAAAAAAAGAAUAAUUCUGCAAGAGCAUAGCAUCUUUUUUGUA
Messenger RNA from Capsicum annuum, 2080 nucleotides. Its product is annotated as fasciclin-like arabinogalactan protein 15. NCBI's taxonomy places the organism in Eukaryota, Viridiplantae, Streptophyta, Magnoliopsida, Solanales, Solanaceae. The coding region runs from base 411 to 1769 and encodes 452 amino acids. The transcript has 3 exons. The record is from RefSeq and is a predicted model, not a curated record.